This is a messenger RNA of Dovyalis caffra, 423 nucleotides long. Lineage: Eukaryota; Viridiplantae; Streptophyta; Magnoliopsida; Malpighiales; Salicaceae. The record is from the annotation of a GenBank genome assembly.
AUGGUAAUUGUGCAUGCUUCUGUGAUCAAGGUUGCAAAUCACAAACACAAUGGUAUCAGUUUGGAACUGUCAAAUUUUGCCUUUGUCACUGCGUAUGUCCACCACCAUACAAAAUCACAGCCCCACCAGCCAAAAAACUCCCAGCUCCACCAGCCAAAAAAUCUCCCAACUCCACCAGCCCAGAAUCCGUUUUUGCCACCAAAUUCUAGUGGCCAAAUGCAAAAACGUAAUGAUGCUGUUCCGGGCAUCUUCAGGUGUACAUUCGAGCUUGUAUCAUCACUAUCAAAUCCAGAGUUUCAGAUUAGUGCUGACUGUUGCAGUGUUAUUAAAGUGGUGGAAGAGGACUGUAUGGCACAAGCGUGGGUUCCUUACAUCAACUUGAUCCUUCCUCUCAAUCUCAAACAACAUUGCAAUAUGGCCUAA